ACGCGGCCCUGCUGGGCUCCGUGGUGCUGGGUGAGGAACAGCUCGGUCCAAAGAGGAGCUCCGGCAUCGGCACACCGACGGGCUGCAGUGCUCUUCUGCGCUGAGCUGCUGGAGGUGAGCGGUGCAGAACAGCGCUGUGCCUGCGGAAGGCAGUUAAGCAGCGAAACUAGAGAAGGAAAGGAGAAACACAUUGAAUUUAUCACCUCCCAGGAGCAGCUUCCAAACUGCGGGGAAGAAUGCACUUGUAUGGAGGAAGCAAGAACUGGGCUUUGCCAGCAGCUUUCCUCCUCGCUGUGGUUUACGGCUGCUGUCUAGACUGGGCCACUGAGCUUCUGUUCAGCAGAUGCUAGGCUGUGCCAAAACAGCCUCUGCCUCAACUUGCAAGCUAUGCUGACAGUGUUAAAUGGGAUGUUCUUCCCCGUCGGCCUUCUUUAUGGUGAAAGUUUUGAACUGAAGCAGCGAGUGCCUUAUGUGGAUUUAGCAAAGCAAAGUACUAGAAUAGAGUUCUCCAAACCUCAAGUGCUCACUCAGUGCGAGGGAUAGGGCUGAUGAGCUCCACCCCACCUGCCAGGCACUGCUAGGCAUGAGGUGACUGCUGCGUGAUGGCAGCUGUGAACUUCUCCAGGCCUUAAACCUUGCUCCUUAUAGGAGAUGCGAGGACAACUUUUAAGAGGAACCUGUGCCUACCUACCAAGACAGAACACACUGAGCAAGUGCUGUAGAAGCCCGCUUGCUCUUAUGGUUCCCCUUCUAGAGCCCCCAGCUGUAUGGAAGCUGCAGCGUGCUGCCUGAGCUCCAGCACUCUUGUUCCUGCAGACUCUCUCACUACAAGUCUUGCAAUAAUGAGGCUCUCUUUUCCUGCUGAUAUCGUGGCUCUUAAGACUGUUUUGAGUGUUCAGCAAAGAAAAGGGCCUUUAUCUCCCAGUGCUGCUGGUAAAGUGGAAUAAGCAGGAGUGGCUCUUGCAGCUGUAAAGCUCCAAGUGGAGCUGACUCCUGGGUUGGCUGAGCAUCUUUUCUCUCCCAAUGACUAAUCCUCAAAUUAAGCCAGGCUGCUUCCAAGCUGAGAGCGCUGAGUACUUGUUCUUCCAAACCAUGUUCCUGUGCAGCGGCAGAAAACAGCUGAUGAAGCUGAAUCCUAAACCCUCACAGACGUUGGCGCUCUGCUUAGGCAGGAAUGGAUCUGCAGGGAUGCUUUGCCUUCCCAGCUGGUCCCUUCGGACUGCCCUGGGAGUCCUGUGCUGAUAGCAGGAGACCCCAGAGCAUCCCUGUUUAACAAAGUGAAUGAUGGGAGCCAGUGAUGGGGCAUGAGCUGCGCAGCAGCCAGCACCUGGGGACAGAGCUGGCACUCACUGAGCACUCGAAGAGACAGCCUUGUCUGGAGCCACAGCACAGCUAUGGAAAUUAGUGUGUCUACUCUUUGAAACAGAACAGAGUGCUCUGCUGGAACCAACAGCGUGACAUCGUGCUUUCAUUCCCUGCCUGCUUUUAAACUGGAUAUGGAGGAAUCCACUUGGAGUUGUUCACUGCAGAAAAUGAGGAGAAAAAGAUGGCAAUAGCCAGAAUCAGGAAAGAAAUGUGCGAUAAUUGCCUGCCACUGCCUGUGCAGAUGGGCCAACCAGGGGCAGAGCAUGCAGCUCUAAUUCUGAUAGAACCACACUGUACUCAUGUUUGCGUUCACAAAGAUCUUUGCAGUCCAGAUGACAGCCCCACUCACUCUCCUGAGAUGCUUCUGACCCCUUCUGAGUUCAGGGUUUCCUCUGUGAAACCUCCAUGCUUUUCAUGCCAUUAGACUAAAAUAUAACACUACAUGAAACCGAUUACUUGGAGAUACAUAUUCUGAGAAAUGAGCUCUCAUGAGCUCUGAGACCCUUUGUGCAAGGAAAACCUAGCAGUCCAUGCUUUGUUAAGGGAAGACUCCUCUUUUCUUGCAUUUGUCCAGCAACGUUUUUAAACAGAAUGAUUCACAAAAUGAAUUGUUUGGGGGCACUGUUUCUCAGAUGUGGAUUCUGAGAAGACUUUUGUGUCUUGUGUAAUAAGAAGCUGCAAAGCUACUUACUCCUUUAUGCAUCUUUCUGAUGUGGGGCUUGAUGCCAGCAUCAAAAUUCUGUCCUUUGCUGGACCAAAAGAACCAUUGGCAGCUCUGUGACAUUAAUUUCUGCAAGGCUAAGUGAUAAUUCAGGCAGAUUAGUGAAUCGGUCUCACGCACUGCAGUGAUCUGAUCUCGUGGCUCCUUCUAGAAAUGAAAUUCUUCAAUCCCAAACAUAUAUUUUUCCUAUCAAAACACAAGACAUAUGUAAGUGCCAGCAAGAAACAUGGCAGUGUGUUGGUUCUAUCCUGGUCUGUGAUUACCAGGACAUGAGAAACCAGACCUUGGGUGUGGAGUUGCUUUGGGAAUGCGCAGGAGAAACUCGCACAGAUGCUGUGCAGGUCUGCGUGAAGCUGAUCUCUCUCUCAAAACUCAGGGUAAAAUGAAAAACUGUCCUUGGGAGAGCAGCUCCUGAGAGCUGUGACGGAGCCCCGCGGAUCGCUGCCUCCCUAAGGCUCAGCCCAGCCUGGAGCUGGGUGGCUUUGCUGCGAGGAUGGAAGUGCUGCGCCGCUCCUCCGUCUUUGCUGCAGAGGUGAUGGAGGUGUUUGACAGGUCUCCCACUGACAAGGAGCUUGUGUCCCAAGCCAAGGCUCUCUGCAGGGACUACAUCAACUCGAGGCUGAUCCGUGCAGGCGUCAGCUGGAGCAAACCUGAGCACAAUACCCCGAUGCCUGGCGGCAAGCUGGCUGAGGUGUCUGCCAUCCUGCUGCGCCUGGGGGACGAGCUGGAAUACAUUCGCCCCAACGUCUAUCGCAACAUCGCCCGCCAGCUGAACAUCUCGCUGCACUCGGAGACGGUGGUGACGGAUGCUUUCCUGGCCGUGGCUGCACAGAUCUUCACUGCAGGCAUAACAUGGGGCAAGGUGGUGUCUCUCUACGCCGUGGCAGCAGGGCUGGCAGUGGACUGUGUGCGUCAUGCACAGCCAGCCAUGGUCCACACCAUCGUGGACUGCCUGGGAGAGUUUGUCCGCAAGACCUUGGUGACGUGGCUGAAGAGGCGAGGAGGCUGGGCAGACAUCACCAAGUGCGUGGUGAGCACCGACCCCAGUCUCCGCUCCCACUGGCUCGUGGCCGCCAUCUGCAGCUUUGGGCACUUCCUCAAGGCCGUCUUCUUCGUGUUGCUGCCCGAGAGAUGAGUCCCACUGCCCCGUGCCCCAUCUCCUCCCCCACUCCAGAAGCAGUGGCCGUGGGCUCUGAAGAGGAGGAAAAGAAGAACUGGUACGGACGCAACUUGUUCUCCACUCCCUUAGCUGGUGGCAGCUGAUGGACUUCAUUCUCCUUUGAUGGCCACAGGAGCCUCUCCCACCGUUCAUGUCCCAGGAACCCUGUUUCCCAUGGGGACCAGAGGAGGAAGGAGCUACGAUUUGAAAUGAAAUGGGAAGAAGAGAGGAGGAGCAGCCCUCCCUCACUGCAUGCGAUCGCCUUUCAGUCUUCAGACUCGCCUUGUGUCACUUCUUGUUGUGUUUUGCUAAGACUCCAUCUCCUCCUCGCUCUCUGGACUCGCUCCUCCUCGCUCUGUGUCACUGGGCUCUCCCCACAGCACAGCGUGACAGACGGUACCGUGCUGUGAUGGGAUUUGCAUGGGAUGAAACCAAAUGUACCAUCAUCAGAUGCUUCCCCCUCUGACCUUCCUUGGGAAAUGCAUUUUGUGGUGUGUGUGCAGAGCAGCUGCAUGGGAUGCAGUUGGCAAGGGUGCUGCUCUGACCUCUUACGGAGCCCGCAUGCAUCACAUGAGACAAGGAAUUGAGCAACAACUCAGGUUGGAAUUUUGCAGUGAAGGCAAAGCUCAGUUUGUAAGUGGGACAGGUGAGAUGAGGGAAGCAGUGAGAGAGCUGCCUGGUGUCACGAACGGGGAAAGCUGUGUCAAAAGGAACUGCUUUAUUUUUCUCCCUUAUUGUCUUCAGGAGUACAGCCCAUAGCCCUCUUUGUAUUGUACAAUAAAAGCAAGUAGGUGUUGUUUAUUGUAAA
Molecule: messenger RNA, 4053 nt
Organism: Centrocercus urophasianus (Greater sage-grouse)
Lineage: Eukaryota; Metazoa; Chordata; Aves; Galliformes; Phasianidae
Gene: BOK
Product: BCL2 family apoptosis regulator BOK
Exons: 5
Coding region: 2580-3221 (213 amino acids)
Biological process (GO): intrinsic apoptotic signaling pathway in response to DNA damage; extrinsic apoptotic signaling pathway in absence of ligand; regulation of apoptotic process
Cellular component (GO): mitochondrial outer membrane
Molecular function (GO): protein homodimerization activity; protein heterodimerization activity
Source: RefSeq, a predicted model, not a curated record